CAGGAAAUGGGCACGUGAUGACGUCCACACGAGAAAUAAAAUAAAAUAACCGCGAUGUCGGAAUCGACGUUGCCAACUCGACCGAGACGCAAACAAGCUGUGCCUCUAAAGUACGAAGGCAGCGGCGACGACUCGGACGAUGACCUGCCCAGUGACAUACUAGACAUUGACUUUACUCCCACGCCUAGAAGUGCCUCGUCGAACAAUUCACAAGCAAGGCAGAAACGGUCCCAAGGCCAGAAAAGGCUGCUCGUCAAGCUCAAGAUUAAAAGGGGUGGCAGCAAGGGAGCUUAUGUGGAGCGCGCCGACGAUGAAACUUUCUCACCCCGGGCUGCGAGGGCGCAGAAGCGCAGGAAAAAGCGCGCUGCUUCCUCGAGGAAGUCCAACUCCCGCAAGAGCCAAAUCAAAAGCCCAAACGCCACCACCGCCCAAGGAUACGAGAGCAGUCGCACGCCGAAAGGACUCAAGAAAGAGAUUGUCUCCUACGCUCGAGCUAACACGGUUGACCAAGCUGCGAAAAAGUUUAGAGUGCCAGUGCACAAAGUCAAGCACUGGUUGAAAGCUGACCAGAACGUAGCACCCCCGCCAGCCCCAAAACCCGAGGUUAAAAGAACCUGCAGUGUUCCUCCCGACCCCUUCCCGGCCUCUUUCAAGUUUUUCUCCAUUGCUGUGGCCGAGGAGAAAAGUGUCAAGGAAGCCAGCAUGCUACUUUCUGUUGACGAAAGCCUCAUGGAACACUGGGUGAAAGGGAAGCGGGAAAUAAGCCAGAAAGUAAACUCUGAGAACAUUCCGCAGUGGGAGACAGAUGUGUUUGUUGGUGUCCGAAGAGACGCACUUGCGGGCCACGAAAUAAGUGUGUCCGAUCUAAUGUUCAGGGGCGAGUCGCUAAAGGUGGACGAGACAAAGAUCGACUUGCAGUGGGCGCAGCGAUGGUGUGAGCGAUUUGGAGUGCUGUUCAAGGGAACUUCUCCGCCUAAGUGGGAGCUGAAUGAAGUAACUCUGCUGCAGUUGCCUCCAGAAAUGACAUGUUUUACGCCAUGUGUGAGGCCAAGAGCAAAAGAAACGUCCCCUGCAGCACCGCCAUCACCACCACCAGCAUCACCGCCACCUGCUCCUCCAACACCUCCUCCCCCACUAGUAAGGCAAAGACGAUCGAGACCAAGAGGUGCGAGUGAAAUCGAUCUGGAGCUGUGGACAUGGUACAAGAAAAUGCAAAAGAAAGGCCGAAAGCUCACGAAAGCUAUCGUGUGCGCUCGUGCUCAGCGUCUGUCCCAGAAACACGGUCAUCCCGAGUUCAGAGCAGGCGACGGUUGGCACCGAGCGUGGAAGCGACGCUGUGAGCAAAUGUAUCCGCAGGACUUUUCUGCAGAGGAAGAGGAAGUGGACGUUGAAGACGAAUCGAGCACGGCUUCACAUGGUCAUGCUGAGAGUCAAGAUUCAACCGAGAAAUCAGAUGCCACUGUAGCUCCCGCCAAAGAACAGAGCCAAGAAAAACAUCAUCAGCCCAGUGCUACAGACCAAGAACAAGGUGGCAUGGAUCAACACGCCGCUGCUGCUUCCCGUUUCUGCCGAGUCCCAAGCCAUGGUUUCCCCUUGCCCAGUCCUCCAUCCAUCUUUGCGCCAUCUCACCACAUGCAUCCCGUAACUACAUCAGUCCAACUGCCGAGAGAAAUGAGAAAUACUCCUGGAGCCCCCAUCUUGUGCAACCUCCACUUGAUAGAGGUAGCUGUCACGGCGCUACACUGUGUAAUCCACACUACACUCCAGUUAUGUAGCCAAUCUCAGCAGCACGCACAGCACGCGGGCCCUCCGUAUUCUACUCCAGACAUGGGAUUGGACCCUCAGCGCCUCUCGCGCCCGUUCUACCAACUUCAUCAAAUGACACCACCGCCUGUCCAGAACAGUCACAUGUUCUACGGCUCGUAUUGGACAGACCAGACUCAUAUGAGAGGCAGUGAGAUGCACAAAGGGGAUGGCAGGCAGCCUGUUGCUCCUCCAUUUUAUGAUGGCUAUGCCAAUUAUGACCAUGCCAUGACGCCUGCGUGCACCUUGGAAGUGUCUAACCAACCCUACACAGACUAUGGGCAGUCGUCGUCAGCCCCUCCUGCUGUGGAGAGUACCAGCAGCAACAACAGCAGCAAUGCUGCUUCACAGAAAAAGAAGAACGAGCGAUACCUGCCCGACUUCAAGUUGCAGGUUGUCAAGUAUGCCUUGCAGUCAACGUUUAAAAAGACUGCCGAGCACUUUGGUCACCAUUCAACAGUAGCUGAAUGGUGCCGUGACCGGGAGAAGUUGGAGCGGCUUUUCCCGCAUGAGAAAGGCAGCCUCAUCAAGAGCACAGAGUCCUCCACCGUAUCUCCUGCAGAGCAAAUGUUCAUAACGUGGCUUAAUGACUGCAAUGCAACAAACGCGAAGCUAGAUGCUGCUCAGGUGAAGGAAAAGGUGAAAGAAAUCAUUCGAUACUUUGGAGAAGACCAAGUUAGAACAAACUGCCGUUGGUUGUACGUGUGGCACAAGAAGCGACUUGAAAUGGAACAAAUGAUUGAGGACCUUCCCGAACUGCAGUCUAGUUCAGGGAAGGAAUUCCGUAUUGCAUUUCCUCCCGCUGUCAAGCUAGAAAUCGUCAAGGUAGCCGAGAGGCUCAAGUUCAGUGAGGCCUCAAAGUACUUUCAGAUUGAUCGAAACAGUUUAUCAGACUGGAGCAAGACCCAGGAAAAACUCAAGGCAAUGGUCAAAGAAGGCAAAGUGCGAAAAAAGGAGGUGUCAAAAAGUAAAAAGGCCUUGGAGGCUGAAAAAGAGGUAUACCAGUGGUACCAGCAGUGCAGAAGCAGUGGCUUCAAGCCAGGGCCUAACGAAGUCCGUGCCAAAGCAGCAGAAACUUACCGAAAGUACGGUGACACUACAAUGAAAUGCAGCAUUGGCUGGUACUCUAGAUGGUCCCGACGUUUUGGCAUACAGCUGCGAUAUGAAAAGGACGAUGAGAUUCUCGAGUGGGUCUUAGCUCAAUUGGAGCAAAACCGCAGCGUUACGCACAAUGAGAUCCAGACACGUGCCAUAGCAACUUUAUCUCAAACAAGAGCAGGUUUCAAGUGCUCUGCAGGUUGGCCUAUUCGGUUUUGUAAGCGGCAUCAGGCUCUUUUGCAGAAGAUGCCUACACUAGACACCCCACUUCCAGCGGUUCUCGAACAGAAGAUAUCCUCCUUCCGACUGGAAGUACAGAGGCUCCAGGAGCAGUGCGGUGUGACCAGCGCAGCUAUUGGCGCCAUGGACGAAGUGCCUCUCUAUUUCUCCUCCGGUGCAGGUGGUGGGACAGGCACAGGUUCACUGCUUGUUCGCCGGUGCGGCUUCGAGCAGUCACAGGCCAUCGUGUUUCUCUCCUGUCUUUCCGACGGCGGCGUCUUGCCACCUCUCGCUGUUCUCAAAGGCUCCAGCAGUGCAUCGGAAGUCAAUGGCAUGUUCGUCCUCUGUCAGGAGGAAAUGAAAGUUGACAGGAGUACUGUCGAAUACUGGGCGGACCACGUCUGGGGCCGUUUUGUGCCAUCGCCAAGCUUCCUCAUUUUGGAUUCGUUUGAGCCACACAACGAGUUCGCUGCCUCGGCUGGCAGCGACAUCAAGGUGGCCAUAACACCACCGGCUUGCUCGUCACAGACUCACCCCGUUUUUGUUUGGUUAAGACGGAAGUUCCAGGCCUUAGUCAACAAGAUGUCAGUUGACAGGGGUUCUUCAAGAAGCAUACCAACAGUCCAAGAGAUGUUGGAGUGCAUUGCAGCAGCCUGGCGCCAUUUGCAAGCCACGAGCCACGAAGCAGUGCAGAAAAGCUUUGCAGUUACUGGUACCCUACUCACUGGAGAUCCCAAUGAGGAUGACAUGGUCGGCAGAGCAGAGCUUCUGCCGGAUGUGGACGAAGAAGACUUUACAUAACUUCAAAAACUGGUGGAGCGUCGUUGUCCUUGACUUGUUGCAAUCGGCUGCGGUUAAUUUAACCACUAUGGGGCCUGCACGAUUGGUUAGAUGACUGAAGUUUAGAGAAGUGGCCUUUCAAGAGGUUGUACUUUGGUCAUUUGCGCUUACCUUAGGAAUUGUGUUAUGUGCUGCUUGCUAUCCUACAAUGCGUUCUUGGUACAGUCGAACCCAUUUGUUAGAGACGCUGAUGUAACAGACAAAUGGGUAUAACACACACUUGAGAAGGUGCACACACUUGAGAAGGUGUAUACGGGGUGCCCUGCUUAUAAGACGCACCUUAUAUAAAGCACAGGAA
Molecule: messenger RNA, 4258 nt
Organism: Rhipicephalus microplus (southern cattle tick)
Lineage: Eukaryota; Metazoa; Arthropoda; Arachnida; Ixodida; Ixodidae
Molecular function (GO): sequence-specific DNA binding
Source: RefSeq, a predicted model, not a curated record